AUGGCCUCGACUACAAGUGAACCAUCGGCACCGGCGCCCACCGUGUCUGAGACGCAGGCUCCGACUUACUCUCCGAGGUAUAUCGAUAUUGGCAUCAACCUCGCCGACCCUAUUUUCAGAGGCCGUUAUCAUGGCAAGCAGCGGCAUCCCGAUGACCUGAAGGCCGUCGUGCAGCGAGCCAAGGAUGUCGGCUGCACGAAAAUGAUAGUCACGGGCUCAAGCUUCAAGAGCUCGCGCAAUGCUCUGAAACUGGCAGAGGAGUUCCCCGGCACGGUCUACACAACCGCCGGCAUCCACCCCUGCAACAGCGUCAUCUUCACCUCGUCCCACCCGCACCACCACGAGGCCGACGACGACGAACACACGGCGGCCUGCGACCCGGACCCGGACAAGCCCAUCUCGGACGAGGCCACCGUCGACGCCGCCAGGAGCGACAGCAUCAUCGCCGACCUCCGGGAUCUCGUCGCGGAGGCCCGCUCGUCGCGCGGGCUCGUGGCCUUUGGCGAGUUCGGCCUCGACUACGACCGGCUGCACUACUGCACCAAGGCCGCGCAGCUGCACUCCUUCCGCGCGCAGCUCGGGCUCGCGGCCUCCCUCCGGCCGCAGCUGCCGCUCUUCCUGCACUCGCGCGCCUGCCACGCCGACUUCGUGGCGCUGCUGCGCGAGGCGUUCGGCGAGCGGCUCGAGCGGCUGGAGAGGGGCGGCGUCGUGCACAGCUUCACGGGCACCGCGGACGAGGCGCGCGAGCUCAUGGACCUGGGCCUGCACAUCGGCGUCAACGGGUGCAGCUUCAAGACGGCGGACAACUGCGCCGUCGUGCGCGAGAUCCGCCUCGACAGGCUCAUGAUCGAGACCGAUGGGCCCUGGUGCGAGGUCCGGCCCACGCACGAGGGUUGGAAAUACCUGGUGGAUAAGAAGCCCGAGGGUACUCCCUCGGACGGAAGCGCCGCCGCCGCUGUCACGUCAGCUGGUGCCAAUGGUGCCCCUGAAGCACCCGCAAAUGGCAAUGCCGGUGGGAAGAAGCAAGGCAGCAGGAAGCAGCCCCAGAAGAAGGAGCCCGAGGUGCCGGAGCGCUUCAAGAGUGUUAAGAAGGAGAAGUGGGUGGAAGGCGCCAUGAUCAAGGGCCGCAAUGAGCCAUGCUCUAUCGAAAGGAUCGCCAAGAUUGUGGCGGGCAUCAAGGGAGUCACCGUCGAAGAGGUGUGCGAAGCAGCAUGGGCAAACACAGUCAAGGUAUUUGGCUUGGAACGAACAGAGACAUAG
Molecule: messenger RNA, 1260 nt
Organism: Thyridium curvatum
Lineage: Eukaryota; Fungi; Ascomycota; Sordariomycetes; Thyridiales; Thyridiaceae
Exons: 3
Coding region: 1-1260 (419 amino acids)
Cellular component (GO): cytosol
Molecular function (GO): 3'-5'-DNA exonuclease activity
Source: RefSeq, a predicted model, not a curated record